Lagopus muta (rock ptarmigan) is the source of this 1755-nucleotide messenger RNA. Its product is annotated as polyisoprenoid diphosphate/phosphate phosphohydrolase PLPP6-like. Gene Ontology annotation, molecular function: sphingosine-1-phosphate phosphatase activity. The transcript is spliced from 2 exons. The record is from RefSeq and is a predicted model, not a curated record. Lineage: Eukaryota; Metazoa; Chordata; Aves; Galliformes; Phasianidae. Bases 1 to 1074 code for a protein of 357 amino acids.
AUGGCCGCCGCCCCGCCGCCUCCGCCGCGCUCACCCUCCUCCGCGACGCGGGGGCCAGGCGGAGGCCCAGCGUCCCCUCGCCGCCCGCCCCACCAUCGCCGCCCGCGCACCGGCGCCCGCACCGGCGCCGGCAGGGCGAACGCGCCGCCGCUUCUCUUGCGGCCCUCGCCGGCCACCGUCCGCCGGCUCGGGGCGGGGCGGGGAGGAACGGGAGGGAUCCUCCGGCCAGCAGGGGGCGCCGCAGCCCCGCUCUUCGUCCUGGCGUCCGUGUUCCCUAGCAACCGAGAGGCGGCGGAAGCGGAAGUUCGGCAGCCCGGCGGCGGGCGGAACGGAGCUCCGCCGCGGGGCCUGGCGGCGCGGGUACCGGGACGGCUGGGCCGCAGGAGGCGGGGUUACAGCGGGGGCCGCCGGCGGCGAGCCUCCUGGCGGUGGGUGACCCGCGUUGGCCUUUCCGGGCCCGGCCCCACCGCCAUGCCCAGUCCCCGCGGCGGCCGCGAGCGCCGCAGCGCUCGCCCCGAGUUCGCGUCCCUGCUGAACCAGCGCGGCCCCGGGGUCCCGGACAGCCCGUCCCGCCGCCGCGAGUCGGCCGGCUCCGCGCCCCCGCCGCUGCCCGAGGAGGACUGCAUGCGGCUGAACCCGUCCUUCGUGGGCAUCGCCCUCAGCUCUCUGCUCGCCGUCGACCUCUGGGCCUCCAAGCGCCUGGCACUGGUGCUGGAUCUCGUGCUGGUGGCAGUGGUGAAAGGGAUCGUCAGACGGCCACGGCCUACCCACAACAAGAUGGACAUGUUUGUCACCGUCUCAGUGGACAAGUACUCCUUCCCAUCGGGCCAUGCCACCAGAGCUGCCCUGGUCUGCCGCUUUGUUCUGCACCACCUGGUGCUUGCCAUCCCACUGCGGGUCCUCGUGGUGCUCUGGGUUCUCGUCGUUGGCAUUUCAAGGGUCAUGCUGGGCAGGCACAAUGUGACGGAUGUGCUCUUCGGCUUGUUCCUGGGCUACGUGCUGUACAGCGUGGUGGAGUACUGCUGGCUCUCCCCGCUGAACGCGCCUGCCCUCUUUGCACUCUGGAGCCAUUGAUGGCUGCACCCCUCCCAAAGGAGAGGGCAUACACCCCGUUCCCUAAGUGCACAUGGAGAGGGGUUAUGCUGCGACUCCUAUCCGUCCAGCCAACACUUAACACUAGUGGUGCUGCAGGCUCCCAGGCCUGCAGUUAGACACUUGGUGCUGUCUUGCCCUGCUGACAGGCAGUGAGGCAAAGCGUGCGCUGGUCAAGCAGCUGCACUGACUACUCUCCAGUGACAAACCGGUCCCUGCAGAGCCUGGGAAGAGGUCAGCACAUCCAUCCGGCAGCUCACUGCUGAUACUGUGAAUCAGCAUGCCCUUGCUGGGCACCUGCUGUAUUAGCCUAUGGUGUAUGUGGUAGCUGGGGCUUUGCAGAGGUUUCUCCGCAAUUACAUGUGUAUCUGUGUGCUAUAAAUACACUGAUCAUGUUGCUGUUGUGAGUGCACUUUCUGCAGUCUCCUCCAUAAUACCCAUCUAGGGGGGGACUCAUCAAGAUCUGUUCUCAUGUUUAUAAAGAGUUCUGCCUUCUAAGUAAUGUCUCUUCCCUUUUUUGUGUGAUUUAAACACUGCCCCAAGACCAGAUCUCAACCAGCAAGGUCACAUGUAUCUGGCUGCCAGUACUGUGGGGAAGGAAUGAGGUGGCCAAGGGUUUGGUCCGUCCGUUCCCUCUCCAAGAGGUGGGGAAGCAGCUCCCAG